UUAAAUUCUUUUGUUGAUUACUUUUGUCCGGGAAUCGUAGCAACCAGUCCAGUUCAGUUAGUCUUAGUCUUCAAAGCUUCAUUGCACUUUCAGCAACAAGUGGAUUCAUGCCAUGUAUAUAAACAUUAUGCUGUUAGCAUAAGCAUCAUUUACCAAUACAUAAUUUCAGGGAUGGAAAAUCUUACGGUACGAAUCGUUUGGUCAGUACGAAAAUCGAAUCGUUCUGGCUCUAUAAUAGAACCAGUAGAAAAUUUAAUAUAG
This is a messenger RNA of Funneliformis caledonium, 261 nucleotides long. The record is from the annotation of a GenBank genome assembly. Lineage: Eukaryota; Fungi; Glomeromycota; Glomeromycetes; Glomerales; Glomeraceae.